Molecule: messenger RNA, 902 nt
Organism: Cuscuta campestris
Lineage: Eukaryota; Viridiplantae; Streptophyta; Magnoliopsida; Solanales; Convolvulaceae
Source: the annotation of a GenBank genome assembly
AUUAAGCAUUCUUCCCUUUCAUUUAUUUUUCCCACUUCCUGUGAGAGAAAUUUAAUUUAAUGUAGAAAAUUUAACAAAUACAAAAAUAAUAAUUGUUAUACUAAUAAUGAUAAAGGCGUUGAGGUGUUGCAUAUCUUGCAUUCUUCCCUGCGGGGCUCUCGACGUGAUCAGAAUAGUCCACGCCGACGGCAGGGUGGAGGAGAUUUCCGGCGGCGGCGUCAAGGCGGCGGAGAUCAUGAGAAUGCACCCCACCCACGUGCUCAAGAAGCCGUCUUCCCCCUCCCCGGACCACUAUUUUAAUGGAGGGGCGGCGGACGCGCGCCGCCCCAAAAUCGUGGUGGUCCCGCCGGAUGCCCUGCUCCGGCGCGGCAAGAUUUACUUCCUCAUUCCGGCGCCGGCGAAGCAGAGGAGGGGGAGGACGGGGUCGCCGUCGUGCCGGGCUUCCGCGAAAAACGGCUCCGUUUCGUCGCCGGGUAAUUUUCAGUACUUCGGUGAUGAGAUCAUGUCGCCGGAGAAGGUGCCGGCGGCUCCGAGAGACGGUCGGCGGGGGAGAGAGUCAGUGUGGAGGCCCAAUCUGCAAAGAAUUUGCGAGAUUCCCAGUGAAGCCCAUUAUGUGCCCGGUACAACACAAGAAUGAAAUUAGAGAUAACUUUCUUUUUCUUUUUUUUCUUUUUUUAGAUUUUUCAAUGUUUUGUUUAAAAAAAGGAUUGAACUAUAAUCUCUCUGAGUUGGUAUAAUUGUGUCUGAUACUUGCAGCAGUCUCAUGCUUUACAUGGUUGUUUCUCAUUGCAGCCGCCAGACUUCGAACAAUGUUUUGGCACGCAAUUUCAUGCGCUACAUUAUCGGCCGGUAAUUGUCCGGCAUGCAUCAAUCGUGGCGGAGAAUCAAUCAUUAAUUCCCCU